Chrysochloris asiatica (Cape golden mole) is the source of this 1353-nucleotide messenger RNA. It is a transcript of the gene CALCOCO2, whose product is annotated as calcium binding and coiled-coil domain 2. The transcript is spliced from 12 exons. Bases 4 to 1353 code for a protein of 449 amino acids. Gene Ontology annotation, biological process: positive regulation of autophagosome maturation; xenophagy. NCBI's taxonomy places the organism in Eukaryota, Metazoa, Chordata, Mammalia, Afrosoricida, Chrysochloridae. The record is from RefSeq and is a predicted model, not a curated record. Gene Ontology annotation, cellular component: PML body; autophagosome.
ACCAUGGAAGAGUUCAUAGAAGAUUCCCCGACAUCCGCUGUCAUGCUAGACCACUGUCAUUUCGCUCAGGUCAUCUUCAACAGUGUGGAGAAGUUCUACGUUCCUGGAGGGGACAUCACAUGCUAUUAUACCCUCACCCAGCAUUUCAUCCCUCGUCGAAAGGAUUGGAUUGGCAUCUUUAGAGUGGGAUGGAAAACAACUCGUGAGUAUUAUACCUUCAUGUGGGUUACUUUGCCCGUUGACCUAAACAGUGAAUCACCCAAACAACAGGAAGUAAAAUUCAAAGCUUACUACCUGCCCAAGGAUGAUGAGUAUUACCAGUUCUGCUAUGUGGACCAGGAUGGCGGGGUCCGAGGAGCAAGUAUUCCUUUCCAGUUCCGUCCGGAAAGUGAAGAGGACAUCCUGGUUGUUACCACUCAGGAAGAGGUGGAAGAGAUUGAUCAACGGAACAAAGAGCUUUGUAAAGAGAACCAGGAACUGAAGGACAGCUGUGUCAACCUCCAGAAGCAGAACUCAGACAUUCAGCUUGAGCUCCAGAAGAUGCAGGAGGAGCUGGAAACCCUAAAGAGCAUCAAUAAGAAGUUGGAACAAAAAGUGAAAGAACAAAAGGACAGUUGGGAGACAGAGUUGCUUCAACUCAAAGAGCAAAACCAGAAGAUAUCUUCAGAAAAUGAGAAGAUGGGAAUCAGAGUAGAUCAGCUUCAGGUCCAGCUGUCAAGCCAAGAGAAAGAAAUGGAGAAGCUUAUUCAGAGAGAUAAAGAUAAGACUGAGAAACUGGAGCAUCUGAAAAAGGAAAAUGAUCAGCUAUUUUUCAGUUUAACUGAUCAGAGGAAGCAUCAGAAAAAGCUUGAGCAGACAGUGAACGAGAUGAAGCAGAAGGAAAGUGCCGCAACAAGGAAGCAGCAGGAGUUAAUGGACCAGAACUUUGACCUAUCAAAAAGACUAAGUGAGAAUGAGUUUAUAUGUAAAACUCUGCAGACAGAAAAUGAGAAAAUGGAGGAAGUAAAUGAAUUUCUGAAGAGAGAGAACAGCAGAUUGCUGAGUUACAUGGGUCUAGACUCCAUGCCAUAUCAAGUGCCUGCUUUAGCUCAAGGAGGUGUGCCACGAAAUCCAGGACUUGUGUAUGGAAACCCAUAUUGUGGUAUCCAAGAAAGUUCUUCUCCCAGUCUGGCGUCCAUCACAAAAUGCCCCAGCUGCAACAUGAAGUUUACUGAUGAUCUGGAUACAGAGGAUCAUGCUUUGGCGCAGCAUGUUCAGGCCCUUUGUUUGGACUGUCCAGUUUGUGACCGGAGCUUUCCAGUAGACCAGAAGCAGAUCUUUGAGGACCAUGUGUUCUGCCACUCUCUAUUUUAG